AUGGAGAACCUAUCUCGACUCAGCGGUAAAAAAUGUGAAAGCUCGUGCUCCCCUCGUCAUAAACCACCGGCCGGGCUCUUAGAUAAUUUAACGAUUUCGCCCUCCAGUAUGGCAAGCGCCAUCAGCAGUGCUUUCCAAUCUCGGGGCUGGCCCCCCUCUAUCUCAAAGGCUUCACGGAUGGACGAUACACGCCUCUUCUACACGAUCGCCAUGGACUCGACCACACGAGCGUACAUCCCGCUUGACCAAGACUUGCCAAUAGACAUGUUCAAAAAAGCAACCGACUUUUACAACGUUAUUCAGGAGAAGUUGAAGGAAAGAGGAAGCGAUGGUGUCACACUUCUCGGCGAGAUCCUGACACGACACCUGGGGACCGUCAUCUUUGGCAGCAACUACAUUGAGCGCGCCGGUCUCAAUCUAGAGGAGACGAUCAAUAUCUGCGAGAGGAUUUUCCGUGGAGAAUACGUCGAUCCUGAACAUAUUCCAGAAAGAGAGGUAGACUACGAGAAGAAGCUUAUCGGGGCUAUCCAUUCCAAGACACGGGCCUCCCACAUAAUUCGAAGCCGACGGGAGGUGGUUCAACAUGCGUUGGCGUUGAACUUUCUCAUAACAGAAAUGGUCGUGAAGGACAAGCCGUUGUCCGAGGAUCUUAUCCUACGUACUCAUCACAUCUUAACCGAAUCAAUCAACACAGCUGGAGGAAUGCCAUGGGAGGAGUACUCGGGACGGUAUCGGAAGAUUCAUGUCCAUGCUGGAAAUACUAAUUUUGUCUCCCCUAAGUAUAUACCAGCAAAGAUGCGAGAGCUGGUUUCCGAGUUCGAAAGAGAUGUCCAGAAGAUUGAAGCCAGCCGUAUCCUUGAUCCACUCACGCUCGCCGCUAAGUACUGCAAUGACUUUGUGAUGAUUCAUCCUUUUGCAGACGGUAACGGACGAAUGUGUCGGCUCAUCAUGAAUGCAAUCUUGCUUAAAUAUGCUGGUAUAGUGGUCUGUAUAGGUGAGCAUGACGAGAGCCGUCAGGAGUACAUCGAAAUCCAAAAAAGAGCCGGUGAGCAUAUGGAAGGGUCCGGGGAACUUGCCACACUGAUCCUAAAGAAGUCAAUCGCCAGAUAUCGGACUUUGAAGCAGAAAAUCAGUGGAAAGAAGCGGGUCUCCUGA
This is a messenger RNA of Aspergillus nomiae NRRL 13137, 1155 nucleotides long. RefSeq names its product Fic family protein. The record is from RefSeq and is a predicted model, not a curated record. The transcript has 2 exons. The coding region runs from base 1 to 1155 and encodes 384 amino acids. Lineage: Eukaryota; Fungi; Ascomycota; Eurotiomycetes; Eurotiales; Aspergillaceae.